CAACUCAAGCAGUUUAAGUGUUGAUUGAACUCAUUGCCUUCCCAAUCUGGUUCUUGCAGAUUAAGGACUCUACCCUAGCUUUGUUCCAAGCAAAGUCAUGACCUCCAAGCAGAUGGUGCAUAUGAAUCAAGGACAAGGGGAAACAAGCUAUGUUCGCAACUCCGAUAUUCAGAAUGCUCUGCAGAACAGGCUGAAGCCCCUGAUAGAAGCGGCCAUCGUUGAGUUAUGCAGCAGCACUAACACCUCGUUCCCCGAAAAAAUGCUGAUCGCGGACUUGGGCUGCUCCUCUGGACCAAACGCGCUAGCACUGGUAUCGAUUGCUGUCGAGGCCAUCCAUAGCCACUGCCUUCAGUUACAGCAGCCACCACCGGAAGUGUGCGUGCUCCUCAACGACCUGCCUGACAACGAUUUCAACACUGUGGUGAAGAGCCUGGUCAUGCUCCAUCAAAGCAACAAGCCUGCUGUUGUGACUGUUGGGAUCACGCCGGGGUCGUUUUAUGAGAGGCUCUUCACUAGUGGCUCCAUGCAUCUUUUCUGCUCGUCCAACAGCCUGAAUUGGCUCUCAAAGGUUCCUGAAGAUCUAACGAGGAACCGGAUUCCGGCUUACGAUGUUGAUGAGCAUGCUAGGAGUGAAAGGCUCCCUAUGGUCUUUGAGGCUUAUGCACAACAAUUCAGGAAAGAUUUCACACUUUUCUUGGAGCUGAGAGCCAAAGAACUAGUCCCAAGAGGCUGGAUGGUUGUGUCCCUUACAGGAAGGCGUUCUGAUGACUGCGCUUCGAAAUUCUCUCACGUGUGGGAAAUCUUUGCUCAGAUUCUAAGUGUCAUGGCCUCAGAGGGCAUGAUUGACAAAGUGAAGUAUGAUUCGUUCUACGUUCCGGUGUAUGGACCUUCGGAUGAAGAGCUCCGGGAGAUCAUCCAAGCAGAGGGCUCCUUUUCGAUCACUGAGAUGCGGGCACACGACUUCACACGCGGUCGGGACGCCGGUCUCAUCACUGCAGGCUGGUAUGCGAACCAGAUGAGAGCCGCGUUUGAGCCGAUAGUCGUGCAUCAUUUCGGAGAUGUGAUGGAUGAAUUUGUGAGGACCGCGGAGCGGCGCUGGAGCGUGGAGGGAAGCUUGCAGGAGGAGGUUGCCAGAUACCCUCGGGCUCAGCUUGUCGCCUCGCUCACCAAGAAAGCAUGAUGAUCACUUGGCCAUAUCGCUCGUUUCUAGGGGAAAAUGCAUGUCAAAUUCACCAUGUAAUUAAAGCACAUCCCUUUUGUGUUAUGUCUG
This is a messenger RNA of Triticum dicoccoides, 1270 nucleotides long. Its product is annotated as salicylate/benzoate carboxyl methyltransferase-like. NCBI's taxonomy places the organism in Eukaryota, Viridiplantae, Streptophyta, Magnoliopsida, Poales, Poaceae. The transcript has 4 exons. Bases 98 to 1180 code for a protein of 360 amino acids. Gene Ontology annotation, molecular function: methyltransferase activity. The record is from RefSeq and is a predicted model, not a curated record.